Rhododendron vialii is the source of this 2159-nucleotide messenger RNA. Its product is annotated as monogalactosyldiacylglycerol synthase 2, chloroplastic-like. NCBI's taxonomy places the organism in Eukaryota, Viridiplantae, Streptophyta, Magnoliopsida, Ericales, Ericaceae. Bases 531 to 1889 code for a protein of 452 amino acids. The record is from RefSeq and is a predicted model, not a curated record. Gene Ontology annotation, biological process: glycolipid biosynthetic process. The transcript has 8 exons. Gene Ontology annotation, molecular function: hexosyltransferase activity.
CAAGAAUAUCAUUCCAUUUCCAACUCAUCAUCUUCUGUUAACAGUUCGACGACCUUUCAUCAAAUCAAAGAGAAAAAAAAAAAGAUUCGAAUCUGCCAAUCGGAACAUUCCGACCCACCAGCCAAAUCGAACCGCUAUAAGUCCCCUCCUCUAUCCUCCGUCACCAACCGUUCCUGGGCACCAUAUUCCAGCAUCCAAUAACCUCUCUCUCUCUAAAUAUCUCUGUCCUCACCACUUCUUUCUCAAAUCCUAUUUCGGGGUUUCGUACCCACACUCAAAUCUUUACGUGGGUUGGAGUUGUUUUCCCAAAAUCAAGGUUGCUCACGUUUCUGUUCAAUCAUACACCCAUCUCUCUCUAAAAAUCUCCGUCCUCGCCACCUCUUGCUCAAAUCCAAUUUCUGGGUUUUGUUGCCGUACUCAAAUAAUUGUCUGGGUCGGAUUUAGUUUUCCCAAAAACCAAGGUUGUGUUACACGUCUGUACCCGUAUCCACAUAUAUACAAAUUACUGUAUAGUUUGUGUAUAUUUGGGUAUGGUGACGACGGUGGCGUCGCCGAGGAAGUCGAUAAACACGGUGUUUCAGAGAUUAGCCGGCGGGAGCAGCCAGAAGAAGCGGAAGUACGAUGUGCAGGAUGAUUACGAGGGGGAAGGGACGGUGGAGAUGGUGCAGAUUGGGGCGGAUAGGACCAAGAAUGUGCUGAUCUUGAUGAGCGACACGGGCGGCGGCCACCGCGCCUCGGCGGAGGCGAUUCGGGACGCGUUUAGGUUGGAGUUUGGCGACGAGUAUCAGGUUUUCGUAAAAGAUGUUUGGAAGGAGUACACUGGGUGGCCAUUAAACGACAUGGAGAGAUCGUACAAGUUCAUGAUCAAACACGUACAACUUUGGAAUCUUGCAUUUCACAGUACCUCUCCCCGAUGGAUACACAGUUGCUACCUUGCCGCCAUGGCUGCCUUUUAUGCCAAAGAGGUGGAGGCUGGACUUAUGGAGUACAAGCCAGAUAUUAUCAUUAGCGUUCAUCCUCUAAUGCAACACAUCCCUCUCUGGGUUCUCAAAUGGCAAGGUCUGCAGAAAAAAGUGAUCUUCGUAACCGUCAUUACAGACCUUAACACAUGCCACCGCACAUGGUUUAACCCUGGUGUCAAUCGAUGCUAUUGCCCGUCAGAGGAGGUAGCGAAGAGGGCAUUGCUUGAUGACCUUGAAGAAUCUCAAACGCGUGUUUUUGGAUUGCCCAUCAGGCCCUCUUUUUGCCGUUCUGUUCUUUCCAAGGAUGAUAUAAGAGUAGAACUUGAGAUAGAUCUAGCAUUGCCUGCGGUUUUACUGAUGGGAGGUGGCGAAGGAAUGGGUCCCGUGAAGAAAACUGCAAAGGCUCUGGGAGAAUCUCUAUUCGAUGAAGAACUUGGGAAACCAAUCGGCCAAUUGAUUGUUAUUUGUGGUCGUAAUAAGGAUCUAGUUUCUACACUAGAAUCGCUCGAAUGGAAGAUCCCAGUUAAGAUUAGAGGGUUUGAGACUCAGAUGGAGAAAUGGAUGGGUGCUUGCGACUGCAUUAUCACAAAAGCAGGACCCGGUACAAUUGCGGAGGCAUUAAUCAAAGGGCUUCCUAUAAUUCUCAACGACUACCUUCCUGGCCAAGAAAAAGGAAACGUCCCCUACGUAGUAGACAGCGGGGCUGGUGUUUUCACCCGAAGUCCGAAGGAAACAGCCAAGCUUGUGGCCGAGUGGUUCAGCACCAAAACAGACGAACUAAAGCAAAUGUCAGAGAACGCGCUCAAACUCGCUCAACCAGACGCUGUCUUUGACAUUGUGAAGGACAUCCACGAACUCUCCUGUCAACGGGGGCCCGUAUCUAGCAGUUCCUUUGCGUUCACAUCGUCGUUUUCUAGCCUAAUUUAAUUGUGUUUCGCGUCUUUCAGAUGGACUAACAUUUGGUAUGCAAAAAAAUCUUGUACAGGGUAGACUUAAAAUAUUCAUUCUUUGGCCUUAGAGGCUUGGCGCCAAUUUUAAGUGAUGUAAAAAUUUUGCUGGACAAGCUCUGAUGUUUGUAGAAGGGUUGGGAUUUUUUCUGCUUUCUUGCUGGGUUCUUCAAGUAGAAGAGAAUUGUCUGUUGUAUUCUAGUUAUCUAUUUAUCAGCAUUAAUCCAAGUUCCUUUGUUUUCCCCUUUCA